AUGGAUGAUCGUAUAAUUAUUAAUAAUGAAAUUGAAGACAUAACAGUGUCAAAUUUCUAUCUCUCAUCCCCAGAGGAGAGUGGUGAUAUUAAUAUAAAUAUUGCACCUAACAACACGUCUGAUAACAACGCUGAAGAAUAUUUAAAUCUUCUUGCAUCUCAUGCCAUGCUCCCAGCUUAUUUUCAUCCAACUCGCAAAAAUAAUUGUAUAGAUCAUGUCAUGCUUAGAACGCUACAAAAAGCAACUACUAUAAUCUUUGACUCUCAGUUUACCGAUCAUGCUCCAGUCUUGUGCUGUAUACCGACACUUAAGAAAAUAGAUAAGAAUUCACAUAUUAGUACUAUCAAGCGGAUCGAUCUCCCUGCUGUUGUUGAUGCAUUAGAAAAGACAGAUCUCUCCUUGGUAUUAAAUAUCUCUGAUCCUGAAACUGCAGCGUUCAAAAUUGUGAGCAUUAUCACUUCUAUCCUAGAUAAAUUUACAGUAAUCAAGCGCACUCCUAGUAAACAUCGAAUUAUUAAACCUUGGAUCACCCCGGGACUUCUGCGUUGUAUUAGACAUAGGGAUAAACUGUAUCGCACUCUCCGUAAAGAUCCGACUAAUGAUGCUAACCGUACAAUAUAUAUACGAUAUCGUAAUCACUGUAAUCGUCUUCUAAAAAAGGUUAAAAUUGUAUAUGAGAGGUCGGAAUUCGAGAAGGUCAGAAACGAUAGUAGGGCAGCAUGGAAAUUUAUUAGGCAAAAGGCCAAUAUGAAUAACAAAAAAUCAUCUUCCAGUCAACUCUUGGAGGGACUGGAUGAUCAUGACCAAUCUGUUAAUGCAGUCAAUGACUAUUUUUCCAAUAUAGGCAAAGAUCUAGCUUCAAAAUUAUUAAUAUCUACCCCUUAUCCUCCCAUACUGACUAAUCAAAAUAUAGUUUCGAACACUUUACACCCAUCAAACUCCAUGGUGCUUUUACCUAUUGAAAGUGAGGAGAUACACACCAUUAUCUCCAAUAUGAAGGAAAAUUGUGCAGUUGGAUGGGAUGGCAUUCCUUCAGCUUUACUUAAAUCUUGUAGACAUAUUCUAGUUCCAGUUCUAACACACAUUUUUAACUUAUCUAUAGACACGGGCGUAUUUCCUAAAGCUUUUAAAGUAGCGCUCUGUAAGGAUGCCCAAAAUAGAGUAAUUUUGGGCAUUGGACGAAGCACGCCCAGUAAUGGUAUCGAAGCGUGCCAAGCCAAAGCAAACAUGUCUUACAAACGACUGUGA
This is a messenger RNA of Leptosia nina, 1248 nucleotides long. NCBI's taxonomy places the organism in Eukaryota, Metazoa, Arthropoda, Insecta, Lepidoptera, Pieridae. The record is from the annotation of a GenBank genome assembly.